UAGUGACGUCCACCACUGCAAACAUUUGCUGCCUGCCAGACCCCCUCCUCUCAGCCACGAUGACCCGCACCCUCUGCUUGAGCUUCCUCCCGCUCCUGCUGCUGUCCCUCUCCUGUCCCGCUGGUGCUGAACCCCGGCGGACCACGUCCUCUCAGCGCAGGGCGGCUCGUGCACCCGCCGCCAAGGUGCGUUUGGCGGGCAACUAUGCGCGAGAACCGCACGAAGGGCGCUUGGAGGUGCUGCACAACAACACCUGGGGGACCGUCUGCGACGAUGAGGUGGACAUCAAGUUGGCCAACGUGGUGUGCCGAGAGCUGGGUUUCCGCAGCGGUGUAACGUGGGCACACAGCGCCAAGUACGGAGAGGGAGCAGGCCCCAUAUGGAUGGAUAAUGUACGCUGUGACGGCUCAGAGAUGUCCUUGAAGGACUGCAAACACAACGGUUGGGGCGUGAAUGACUGUAAACACUCUGAAGACUUGGGGGUGGUGUGCAACCCGGAGCGCAGGCUGGACCAGACAGCCAGUAUAGGCCACACCCCCGCUGCUGCCAGGCCCAAUGGCAGCCCUGCACCUCAGUGGCAGGGUCUUGUGGCCACCCGCACGCGUCCAGGAUAUGCCUACAAUGGAAACGGACAUCAGCAGGAGAUCCCUAGGUUCCAAAGACACCACCAGGGUCACAGUAAGGUGCAAAUCGAGGAAGUCCGUCUGCGUCCCAUCCUCAUGGCUACCAAGAAGAAGAGCAUAAUCACAGAGGGUGCGGUGGAAGUGAAGCAUGCUGGGAGAUGGAGGCAGGUCUGUGACCUGGGUUGGAGUCUCAACAGCAGCCGAGUUGUGUGUGGGAUGCUUGGCUUUCCAGAGGCUACUCAGCACAAUUUGAAAACAUACAAGAAAAUAUGGGAUACCAAGGUUGCAGAUCCUUCAACAAGAUUGAGCAUCAUGUCAAAGAAGAAGGGAUUCUGGGUAGAAAAGGUUCACUGUCUGGGUACUGAGAACAGCCUGUCAGAGUGUCUUGCUCAGCUGUCCAUCCCCCGUAGUCCCAGUCCUUGUAAGAACGGGAGACAUGCAGUGGUGAAGUGUGUGCCAGGACCUCAGUUUGCUCGCAUCUCCUCAGGAAGACCCCAGGCCCCCUACCCAGCUGUGCCCGUGCGUCUGAAGGCUGGCCCCAGGCUGGGCGAGGGUCGCGUUGAGGUGCUCCGGGACGGAAAGUGGGGGACCAUUGUGGACCACAUGUGGGAAAGACCUGCAGCCAGUGUGGUGUGCAGAGAACUCGGCUUUGGUAGUGCAAAGGAUGCCCUGCAAGGGGCCUUUAUGGGUCAAGGAACAGGACCUAUCCAUAUGAACAGUGUCCAGUGUAUGGGGUCAGAGCGCUCCAUCCUAGACUGCUACUUCCAGGAAGUCCAACCGUGGACAUUCAAACACAGCCAGGACGCCUCAGUGCGCUGUAACGUCCCUAAGACCGGAAUGGAGAACAAGGCACGACUUGUUGGCGGUAGAGUCCCAUCAGAAGGCCGUGUGGAGGUGUUGAUGGAGGUUGGGGGUCGUAAGCGUUGGGGCUCUGUCUGCAGUGAGAACUGGGGCAUCAACGAGGCCAUGGUGUUAUGCAGACAGCUCGGCCUGGGCUUCGCUGCCAGUGCUCAUCAGGAGACCUGGUACUGGCCCGGUGAGCCAAAUGCAGCUGAUGUGAUUCUCAGUGGAUCUCACUGUGUGGGCACAGAGCUUUCUAUUCAACAGUGUCGUCGCAACAACCAUGUCCAUUGUCCUCGUGGAGGUGGAACUAAGGCCGCUGGGGUCAGCUGUUCAGACACGGCACCUGACCUCGUUCUGGACGCCCAGCUGGUCCAGGAGACAGCCUACCUGGAGGACCGACCCCUCCACCUGCUGACCUGUGCCAAUGAGGAGAACUGUCUGUCCUCGUCUGCUGCCAGGAUGAACUGGCCUUAUGGGCACCGACGCCUGCUGCGCUUCUCCUCCCGCAUUAUGAACAUGGGUCGCUCCGAUUUCAGACCCAAAGCAACAAGAGAGAGCUGGACAUGGCACCAGUGUCACAGGCACUACCACAGUAUCGAGGUGUUCACACAUUACGACCUGCUGACUCUGAAUGGCACGAGGGUUGCAGAGGGACACAAGGCCAGUUUCUGUCUGGAGGACACGUAUUGCCCCGACGGACUCCAGAAGCGGUUCUCCUGCUAUAAUAUGGGUGAUCAGGGUAUCUCUGUGGGAUGCUGGGAUACGUAUCGGCACGAUAUCGACUGUCAGUGGGUCGACGUAACAGAUGUACGGCCAGGAGACUACAUCUUCCAGGUGGAAAUCAACCCCUCGAUGGACAUGGCUGAGUCUGACUUUAUGAACAAUGUCAUGAGAUGUCGGUGCAAAUACGAUGGCCACAGAGCUUACAUGUAUGGAUGUCAUGCAGGUGAUGCAUACAGUGCAGAGAUUGAGGACCUGUUUGAGCACCAGAGGCAAAUUACCAACAACUUUGUGUAACCCAUCCGAGGGCCCAGUGCAAAGGCCUUCCAAUGGGGCCCAGAGACUACUCAGGAUGGGCUGAGGUCAAUGGCCCCAGGCCCUUGGGACCAUAGGACCCACAAUAACAGACAACAUACAAAAUGUCGCCUGAUCAUCUCCUUGGCAUAUGUGGAUAAAAUAUUCAUCAGCACAUCAUAUCACAGCAGUGACCAUUGCAGACACUCCAUUGACAACAAGAGUGGAACAGUUGCCAGAUGGCUCAACAUGUUAGUUAAGUUAAGUUGGAUAUUGAUUCAUACUAUACAGAUUUUUGUGAAUGUGGACGACUAGUAAUUUAAGUUAGUUAUUCAAAAUGUGUACGCAUGAAUGACCUUAAUGUCGCUACAACUGAUCUGUCACAAAGACAACGGGGAAGACGGUGCUGCUGGGAAAUCUCAUUUCCAAUCUAGAAGAUAUGAAAAUCAGAGAAAAAAUUUAUAAUAUUGUGAGUUUGCGUAAUUUCAGUUGCAAAAGACGGAUUUAAUGCACAUGUAGCAAAUAAUUAUUUGCUCUGUUGCCAUUAUUUUACCCAAAUUGUUGAAUUUUGUAACUGUUGCGCUUUUACAUUACUUCAAUAUUGGUGCUCUUUAACAAUAGUGUAUGUCGUUAUAUCAACCUCACUACGUUUCAGGUGAACAGUGUUGUACAAUGCAGUUUGGGUAGUUUUCUUUAACAGUUAAUUAGAUAUUUUAUCAUUGCUUUGGUUUUAACAAAAUCAUUGUUUUAUAAAAGUGUAGUUAUGCUACGAUGUUUUGCUUCUCAUCUAGAUUAGGUAAGAACAGGUCAAAUUAUUUUUUUAAACAGAGCACUUUAUCUUUUAAACAUCAGUAUUCUAGUUUUGCCCCCAUACUCUUUUUUUAAUUAGCCACCAAAUUGAAUUCUUAGGGCAUUUAUCUAAAAACUCUUCAGAAAGUGAAAUACAAGUUGUUUUGUUUUUAUAUACAAUGUACUAUUUAUGCUGCAACAUUAUUUAUUCAUGGAUUUCACACAUACACAGCAUGCUCAGUAAAGAGUUUCUUACCUAGCGCUUAACAAUAUUGAAUAUUUAUUUUGUUUUUCUGACGUUACCAACCAGAGAGGGAAAAUUAUUUCAUACAGGACAUAGUAUUAGAACAUUCCCAUGAAUCAUAUGAAUAAUUGUUGAUUCAUUUUAGUUAUUAAAACAACUGUAACUGUACAGUUUUUCUCUUCCAGCCUCUCUGAUGGGAGGAAAAAACGGCCUGACAAAACCACAAUAUUGUGGCGGGCAGGCAGGCUGGGUUUUGAGAACAUAUAAAAAACCUUUUAAUUACGUCUGUUUGGGUUAGACAUAAGGUUACGGUUAAGGUUAGGGCUAUAGUAUGUGCUUCAUAAAGAAACACUAUGGAAUUGUUACUUAAGGAAUCAUAGAAAGAGCGAGAAUCUGGAUUUCCAUCUUUACAUAAAAUACAAGUUUGAGAGAUUUAUAUUCUGAGAUUUAUAUUCUGAGAGAUUUAGUGAGGGAGACAGCGAUUGAAAGAAAGAUUGAGAAAGUAAGACAGAAAGAG
Molecule: messenger RNA, 4030 nt
Organism: Anarrhichthys ocellatus (wolf-eel)
Lineage: Eukaryota; Metazoa; Chordata; Actinopteri; Perciformes; Anarhichadidae
Gene: loxl4
Product: lysyl oxidase-like 4
Exons: 15
Coding region: 60-2483 (807 amino acids)
Biological process (GO): collagen fibril organization; peptidyl-lysine oxidation
Cellular component (GO): membrane
Molecular function (GO): copper ion binding; protein-lysine 6-oxidase activity
Source: RefSeq, a predicted model, not a curated record